AUGGCAGAGAGAAUCGGUCAGAUUGCACGACAACUCAACUACCCCAAGGGCCUCUUAUACGGGCAGGUAGCCAUCAUCACAGGGUCUGGACAGGGAAUUGGUGCCGAGUGCGCCCGACUCUUUGCAAAUGAGGGUGCCAAGGUUGUCGUCACAGAUAUCGAUGCCAAAAAGACUCAGGAGGUAGUAGAUACGAUUCGGGCCAGCGGGGGAAAAGCCAUCGCGGUGGCAGGCGACAUGCUUGAUGACAACCAUAUCAAGGAACUGGUCAAGAAGGCCGCUGAAUUUGGGAAUGGCAAGAUUCAUAUCAUCGUUAACAAUGCCGGCUUUACCUGGGAUGGUGUCAUUCAUAAGAUGACUGAUAAACAAUGGGACACCAUCUUGGCUCUCCAUGCAACAGUACCCUUCAAGUUGGUGCGGGAGGCAGCUCCUUAUUUCCGAGUGAAGGACGGGGAGCCACGGAAUAUCAUCAAUAUCAGCUCGACAUCCGGCCUGCAUGGCAACGCGGGCCAAGCUAACUACGCCCUGGCCAAAGCCGGUGUUGUUGGUCUUACCAAAACUAUUGCAAAGGAAUGGGGCCCUCAAUUUGGUGUGCGCGCCAAUACCAUUGCCUUCGGCCACAUUGCCACCCGGUUGACCGCUGAUAAAGAAGCUGGAGCUUUCAUCGAGGUCGCUGGCGAGAAGGUAGCUCUGGGGAUUCCGUCAAAGCAAAAGAAGGCUCAGCAGGCGAAUGCCGGAGGUGUGAAGUAUGCCGAUAUACCGCUAGGGAGACCAGGUACUGCAACUGAAGCUGCGAGCGCUGUGUUGGCGAUCGCGUCACCCCUGAGCUCGUAUAUCUCGGGACAAACCAUCAGUGUGACGGGAGGAAGGAAUAUCUAA
Messenger RNA from Thermochaetoides thermophila DSM 1495, 876 nucleotides. RefSeq lists its product as uncharacterized. The record is from RefSeq and is a predicted model, not a curated record. Bases 1 to 876 code for a protein of 291 amino acids. Lineage: Eukaryota; Fungi; Ascomycota; Sordariomycetes; Sordariales; Chaetomiaceae. The transcript has 2 exons.